UAACACACAUUCGUUCCUCCGUAGUGGCAAACAUUUGUUCAAAAAGUGUAUUAAGAUUAACAGUGUCACCACCACUGAAUACGCUUUCGAAACAUUUCUUGCAUUCUAAUAAAAAGAAUUGUGGAAAAGCCCAAACCGUUAAUACAACAUCAAAUGGAAAUUUAAAUCGUUCUAUAAGGUUUUAUUACACUUUAUCGUCGUCUACAUCGGCAGUGAACUGGCCAAAUUUGUUUUUGCGUUCUUUCCCAAGGUCAUUGCGUCAUUGUUUCCAGCAACAGCUGCCACAGCAACUACAACGGAAUCCAAAACGUCUGUUAACUAUGGGUUCCAUCAACUGUAAGGAGUAUGUGACCACCAACAAUGAUGCCUGCGCAAAUCAACCAGAAAAUGGUACCACCGGUUCAGGAUCAUAUCAGUCUACCUGCGAAAAGAAAAUGAGUGAAGAAUAUACUGACGCUGUAGCCGUUUGCAAUGUCAACGAUCUGCAAGAACAUGAUAUGAAACAAUUCAAUUUCGAUGAAAACACCAAAGUUUUAGUGGUCAAACAGAAUAAUCAAAUUAAAGCUGUUGGCAGUAAAUGUACGCAUUAUGGAGCUCCUUUGCAUACCGGUGUACUGGGUGAUGGACGUGUUCGUUGCCCUUGGCAUGGAGCCUGUUUUAAUAUUGAUACUGGUGACAUCGAAGAUUUCCCCGGUCUCGAUUCUCUGCCCUGUUUCAAGGUUGAUGUUGAAAAGGAUGGUCAAGUCAUGUUACGGGCUAAACGCAAAGAUCUUGAGAGUUCGAGACGUCUGAAAAAUAUGGUGAAACGUGAUCCCAAAAAUCAUCUUUGCUAUGUGAUCAUCGGCGGUGGACCUGCCGGUGCUGUAUGCUCGGAAACAUUACGCCAGGAGGGCUUUACCGGUCGUAUUGUUAUGAUUUGCAAGGAAGAAUACUUGCCUUACGAUCGUGUGAAAAUCUCAAAAUCGAGUGAAAUAAAAAUUGAAACUAUUCAAUUCCGCAAACAUGAAUUUUAUGAUGAAUAUGGCAUCGAAACCUUAAUGUCAACAGAAGCCACCAAGGUGGAUUGCGAAACCAAGACAGUGUAUUUGUCCAACGACACAACACUUAAGUACGACAAAAUGUUCAUUGCAACUGGCUGUAGUGCUAGCAAGCCACCAAUUAAGGGUGUAGAUCUCAAAGGUGUAGUCGUGGUACGUGAGUUUGAAGACGUCCAACAGAUAAGUAAGAUGAUUAAACCGGAAGUGAAUGUUGUAUGUUUGGGAUCAAGCUUUAUCGCUUUGGAAUCUGCACAAAAUUGGGUGAAGAAAGUUAAAAGUGUAACUGUAAUAUCGCGCACAGAAUUUCCUCUUAUGGCGAGUUUUGGUUCGGCCAUCGGCGAACGAGUGUUACGUUUAUUCCGUGAUCAAGGCGUCAAUAUGGUUAUGAGCAGUGGCAUUGUCGAAGCUAUUGGCGAUUCUAACAAUAAAGUUACCGAAGUAGUAUUAAGUGAUGGCACUAAACUACCCUGCGAUAUACUCAUUAUGGGAACUGGAUCUAGAUUCAAUACUAAAUUCUUAGUGGGUUCUGGAUUACCAAUCAAUGCCAAUGGUUCCAUUGAUUCCGAUAUGUAUUUGAAAUCAUUGGUCGACGAUGUCUAUGUUGGUGGCGAUAUUGUUAAUGCUCCAGUAUUUGCAAACAAUAAUCAACGUGCCACAAUUGGUCAUUAUCAAUUGGCUCAAUAUCAUGGUCGUAUUGCGGCCAUAAAUAUGGCCAGUAAUGCUGCUCAGGAGUUACGAGCAGUGCCUUUCUUCUUUACCAUGCUUUUUGGCAAAGGUUUCCGUUAUUCCGGCUAUGGCUCGUAUGCUGAUGUUGUCAUCGAAGGCGAUUUGGAAAAUUUGAAAUUUGUUGCCUAUUUCAUUGACAACCAAGACAAAGUGGUGGCUGUGGCUUCAUGUGGCCGUGAUCCCAUUGUGGCACAAUUUGCGGAAUUACAAAGUCAAGGCAGAAAGUUGCAUCGUUCAGAUUUACAACAUCCAAAUGAUCCGAUUGCAUGGACAAAACUUCUUAAGGAACCAGUCAAGUGUUUUUAAACCUAUGAAUAUGCUUAAAAUGAGCUUUCAAAUAUGUAUUUGUAUUAUUACUUUAAAUUUUGUAGCUUUGUACUAUUAGUACGUUUAUUUAUAUAGUUUAUUUUUCUUUUUUUUUACAAAUUUUAAAUAAAAAUUGUUAAUAAAUAUUAUUUGCAAAAACGUCCAAUA
This is a messenger RNA of Calliphora vicina (urban bluebottle blowfly), 2237 nucleotides long. RefSeq names its product apoptosis-inducing factor 3. The transcript has 4 exons. Lineage: Eukaryota; Metazoa; Arthropoda; Insecta; Diptera; Calliphoridae. Bases 321 to 2069 code for a protein of 582 amino acids. Gene Ontology annotation, molecular function: oxidoreductase activity, acting on NAD(P)H; 2 iron, 2 sulfur cluster binding; flavin adenine dinucleotide binding. Gene Ontology annotation, cellular component: cytoplasm. The record is from RefSeq and is a predicted model, not a curated record.